UCCCUCCCCCCCGGUACCACACCUCCUCCCUACUCCCGAGCAGAGCGAGCCGCCCGAGCCCACACUCGCGCCCGCUCCGCUCCCCAGCCCCCUGCGGAUGCGCGAAGAGGAUGGAGGCAGGGUACCCGGAGCCGGCAAACUCUCCAACCAGAGCCUGCGCCCUGGGCUUCUGCUAAACUGACCCAAGAAGGAAAAUCGAAGAAGCCUCCAACAAAAUCCACCCCACCCCUUCCCUCCCUCCCUCCCCACACCCACUCCAGUAGUCAAGCUCCCACCCAACUAGCAGGAUUGUGGUUUAUUUGGGGGGGGGGGCUGGGACGGAGGACAGAUAGGCUGCAGUUGAACCUUGGCUCUUGCUCCUGCUCCGGCACCCAUCCACCGGCCGCCCAGAAUGAAGAAGAUGAGCAACAUUUAUGAAUCAGCUGCCAAUACACUGGGAAUCUUUAAUAGUCCCUGCCUGACAAAAGUUGAGCUGCGGGUAGCGUGCAAGGGUAUUUCUGACAGAGAUGCCCUUUCGAAGCCAGACCCCUGUGUCAUCCUCAAAAUGCAGUCCCACGGGCAGUGGUUUGAGGUGGACCGAACAGAAGUGAUUCGAACUUGCAUCAACCCCGUUUUCUCUAAGUUGUUUACGGUGGACUUUUACUUCGAAGAAGUACAGAGACUACGGUUCGAAGUCCACGAUAUCAGCAGCAAUCACAAUGGACUGAAGGAAGCCGACUUUCUUGGUGGCAUGGAGUGUACUCUCGGACAGAUCGUUUCACAGAGGAAGCUGUCCAAAUCCUUACUGAAGCAUGGAAACACUGCAGGAAAAUCUUCCAUAACGGUGAUUGCUGAGGAGCUUUCUGGUAAUGAUGACUAUGUCGAACUGGCAUUCAAUGCACGGAAAUUGGAUGACAAGGAUUUCUUCAGUAAGUCUGAUCCUUUUCUGGAAAUCUUCCGUAUGAAUGAUGAUGCUACUCAACAGCUUGUACACAGGACUGAGGUUGUGAUGAAUAACUUAAGCCCGGCUUGGAAAUCAUUCAAAGUUUCUGUAAAUUCCCUGUGCAGUGGAGACCAGGAUCGUCGACUGAAGUGCAUCGUCUGGGACUGGGACUCCAAUGGCAAACAUGACUUCAUUGGAGAAUUUACCUCGACAUUCAAGGAGAUGAGAGGAGCAAUGGAAGGAAAACAAGUCCAGUGGGAGUGCAUAAACCCAAAGUAUAAAGCCAAGAAGAAGAACUACAAGAACUCGGGCAUGGUUAUUCUGAACCAAUGCAAGAUCCACAAGAUGCAUUCCUUCUUAGAUUACAUCAUGGGGGGAUGCCAAAUCCAGUUUACAGUAGCAAUAGACUUCACUGCAUCAAAUGGGGACCCCAGGAACAGCUGUUCUCUGCACUAUAUCCAUCCCUAUCAACCCAAUGAAUACCUGAAAGCCUUGGUAGCUGUCGGGGAGAUCUGCCAAGACUAUGACAGUGACAAAAUGUUUCCAGCUUUUGGUUUUGGAGCCAGGAUACCUCCAGAAUACACGGUCUCUCACGACUUUGCAAUUAAUUUUAAUGAAGACAACCCAGAGUGUGCAGGAAUACAAGGAGUUGUAGAAGCCUAUCAGAGCUGCCUCCCUAAGCUACAACUCUAUGGGCCGACAAACAUUGCCCCUAUCAUCCAAAAGGUGGCCAAGUCUGCAUCCGAGGAGACCAACACCAAGGAGGCAUCGCAAUAUUUCAUCCUGCUGAUCCUGACAGACGGCGUGAUCACAGACAUGGCCGACACCAGGGAGGCCAUCGUCCACGCUUCCCACCUCCCCAUGUCGGUCAUUAUAGUCGGGGUUGGCAAUGCCGAUUUCAGCGAUAUGCAGAUGUUGGAUGGGGACGAUGGGAUCCUGAGGUCCCCCAAAGGAGAGCCUGUCCUUCGAGACAUUGUCCAGUUUGUGCCAUUCAGGAACUUUAAGCACGCGUCUCCAGCUGCACUUGCAAAGAGUGUUUUGGCUGAAGUUCCAAAUCAAGUUGUGGACUAUUACAACGGCAAAGGAAUUAAACCAAAGUGUUCCUCAGAUAUGUAUGAGUCUUCCAGGACACUAGCACCAUGAACUUCUCCACACACUUUUACAGAGUUCUCAAAUAUUAUUCCUGCUAAUACAUAAUAUUCCUACUACUCCAGUACUUAAAAAAAUAAAAUAAAAUAGCACGUUUUGGUGAUUUUUAACUGACAUUUUUUUCUGCAUGUGUAGCCCCAAGGCUUGGAUCUGUUAAGCAGUUGUAUUGUUGAAGACUUUUUAUGAAGAAAAAAAAUUACUCUUUACAUUACAGCAUGUCGCCUUGAAAUAAAAUGGUAACUGUAUCUGUUUUUUAUACAGGUUUGUUGAAAUUUUGCUAAAUUUCUUAUUAUCUUUACACUGUAAAGCAUUUUGAAACAUUUAUUGAGCAUCGAUAACCACAACAACAACAACAAAAAAAAAAACUAUUUGGUUUUCUCUGCUAAAGGAUGAAAGUUUUUUUCAAAAUGGCAGAUGCAUGGACUGUAUUUUGCAUGUUUCCAAUAAAAAUAAUACCAUUUUGCAGUUGUUGUCUAUGAUUCUUCCCUGCCAAGAUCGGUUUGUUCUUGCCAGGCUCUGCUUGGGGAAGGGAGUGACAUACAGAGGCAAGAUUUCAGGAAGUAGCCCUGGGUCUUCUAGAAGACUUUGAGGGUUGAAUAGAAAGAUCAGUUCAAACAGGACAUUUCUAUACUGCUUAAGAAAUGCACCAUCUCUAUACUAGUAGCAGAAUUACCAUAGCAAACUACAAAGGUUUGAGAAUAAAGGAGACUGACUCCACCACUGACUGACUGAGUUCACACUACAACUUCUCAUUGUUUCAUUACUAUACCUUUUACUAUAGAGAAGUAUGGCCCAAGUCCUCUCCCCCAUGUUACCUAAACUGCAGGAAGGGCUCUAUUUUUAUGUUGGCCCCUAGAAACUAUUGUGUGGAUCUCAAUGGAUCUUGCUAAUUCAACUCACAGAAAAUGAGGCUUCUAAUAGUACUUCAAAGCCUAUACGGGGUAGCAGGGAUCCUUCUGCCUCAUUCUCCCUAGCUUGGAUAUAUUUAUGAGGUCUCUAAAUUGGUUUUGCUCUUUUACUCAUAGUGCCAAAUUCUGUUUUAAUAUAUUAUCUAAAAGAAUCAAGAUGCUUGGGUUUGGAGGUUAGGAUAAUGCUUCCUUGAUUUUUAAUCUGGACUGUUUUUAGCCAAAAAAUUUAAAUGUUUCAUUUCUAUAAAUCUCACGGAUUCACCAUAUCUAAAUUUGAAUCCCAGCUCUUCCAUGAACCGCUAUGUGAUUUGGGGCAAGUCAGCCUCUUAGGCCUCAGUUUUCCUCAACUAUAAAAUGAGACAUUAAGACCUUAUGGCCAAUGAGAUCUCUUCCAACUGGAUCUAUUCCUCUCUUGCAUGGAUAGAAAGGGCAGGUGCUUUAUAAGCAUACAGAGUAGAAAGUGCAAAUGCUUUUCCUUUGGAAGGAUGAGGAAAUACAUUUCAAGUCUAUAUUAAGCAUUGUUUAUUAUUUGUUGUACAUGUUUUGGUUUGUUGUUUUUUUUUUUUUUUUUAAUGGGUAAAUCAGAGACCUUGUGUGACCUACAAUGUCUUCAUGGUAGCUCCUAACUCUGCAAAUACAUGUCAGCCAAAGGCACAACAUUUUGGGAAUGAUGGUGAAAUGUUUGACUGAAAAAAAUAACAUAAAUAUUUAAACUGUAUUGUUUUAUGAAUAAAUUGGGUACUACAAUA
Molecule: messenger RNA, 3728 nt
Organism: Sarcophilus harrisii (Tasmanian devil)
Lineage: Eukaryota; Metazoa; Chordata; Mammalia; Dasyuromorphia; Dasyuridae
Gene: CPNE4
Product: copine 4
Exons: 16
Coding region: 392-2065 (557 amino acids)
Biological process (GO): cellular response to calcium ion
Cellular component (GO): plasma membrane
Molecular function (GO): calcium-dependent phospholipid binding
Source: RefSeq, a predicted model, not a curated record